UACGUCCUCCUCGCGCGAGAGUUGGGCACGGGCGGCGGGGCGGGAAGGGAGCCGUAGACACAACAAACAUGGCGGCGGCGGCGGAGGUGACGGAGACGGAGAUGGCGGCUGCGGCGGCUGCGGCGGCGGUGGCGGCGGCGGCAGGGGAGUCGAAGCAGGCGGCGGGAGUCACCCGGUGCGGCUGUCAGGCGGUGACCUCUGUAUGGCUUUUUAAUUGUAGUUGAAAUCCCCUCCAUGGCCCUUUGGAGUCGCUUGCUGUUAUCUCCAGAGUAAACUCCGAUCACUCUACAUUUCAUCAAUGUUGGAGUGCCAAGAAAAAGGAGGAACUGAUUUGGGGUAAAAAGGUAUAACAAACUGUACACUUAGUUAAAAAAAAAGAAAAAAAGAAAAAAAAAAAAGCAAAGAUGGGUGAGAAGAAACCAGAGCCUUUGGACUUCGUGAAAGACUUCCAGGAGUACCUGACGCAGCAGACACACCACGUGAACAUGAUUUCUGGAUCGGUCAGUGGGGACAAAGAAGCAGAGGCUCUUCAGGGAGCUGGAACAGAUGGUGAUCAAAAUGGACUUGAUCACCCAUCUGUGGAAGUUUCACUGGAUGAAAACUCAGGAAUGUUAGUAGACGGGUUUGAAAGGACUUUUGACGGGAAGCUCAAAUGUCGGUACUGCAACUAUGCCAGCAAAGGAACAGCUCGACUUAUUGAACAUAUUAGAAUCCACACAGGUGAGAAACCUCAUAGAUGUCACUUAUGUCCAUUUGCAUCUGCGUAUGAGCGCCAUCUGGAAGCCCAUAUGCGCUCCCAUACAGGAGAAAAACCGUACAAAUGUGAACUGUGUUCUUUCCGCUGCAGCGACCGGAGUAACCUCUCCCAUCACCGAAGGCGCAAGCAUAAAAUGGUACCGAUUAAAGGUACCAGGUCUUCCUUGGGCAGCAAAAAAAUGUGGGGGGUUUUACAGAAGAAAACCAGCAAUCUGAACUACAGCAGAAGAGCGCUGAUCAACUUGAGUCCACCCUCCAUGGUGGUUCAGAAACCAGACUACCUUAACGACUUCACCCACGAGAUCCCAAACAUCCAGACCGACCCCUAUGAGAGUAUGGCGAAGACCACGUCCGCGGGGGGCCUGCCGAGGGACCCCCAAGAGCUCCUGGUCGACAACCCUUUGAAUCAGCUCUCCACCCUGGCAGGACAACUGUCCAGUCUGCCCCCCGACAACCAGAACCCCGCCUCCCCUGACGUAGUUCCCUGCGCCGAUGAGAAGCCUUUCCUCAUGCAACAGCCCACUGCCCAAGCAGUCGUGUCUGCCGUGUCUGCAAGUAUUCCUCAGAGCUCCUCUCCCACGAGCCCUGAGCCUCGGCUGGCUAACAGCCAGAGGAACUACAGUCCGGUGGCAGGUCCGAGCAGCGAGCCAAGCGCCCACACGAGCACUCCGAGCCUAGGCAACAGCCAGCCCAGCACUCCGGCCCCGACGCUGCCAGUGCAGGACCCACAGCUGCUGCACCACUGCCAGCACUGUGACGUGUACUUUGCCGACAACAUCCUGUACACGAUCCACAUGGGGUGUCACGGCUACGAGAAUCCUUUCCAGUGUAACAUAUGUGGGUGCAAGUGCAAGAACAAGUACGAUUUUGCCUGUCACUUUGCAAGAGGACAGCAUAACCAACACUGAUUGGAAACAAUCACGUUAUGCUUUAUUCGGUUUUUUUUUUUUUUUGGUUUUUUUUUUCCCGUAUGUGUGUGUUUUGUGAUUUUUGUUUUUUUAUUUUCAGGGGGGUGGGGAGGGUUCAUCUCUAAUAAGGUGUCUACUAAUUUAAAGUCUAUAUAUUUAUAGAAUAUAAACUUGACAGUAGAAAUAGUUUUCUCAUUUAUCAUUUUUAAUCACCAGAUCAGAAAUCUGGUCAGGGCCAUUGAUGUAUCAGAUCAGUUAGACCCAGGGAUGUCUGAUUCUUUCCCUCCCAGUCAGGACAUUGGAGAACUGGAGCGCUGGUCUCAGCUCGCCGCACUGGCGGUCCAUCAACACUUCAAGCCGCUGAUGCAGCAGCACAUGCAUCAUAGCUGCGUGUUCCGUUCAGAUUUGAAGACAGAAUCGUUUUUAUCUGUUCCGACUUCAGUUUCUAGUAGAGGGAUUAUUUUUUUUAAUUGCUCUUAAUUGAACUACUUAUUAACAACUCACAUAGUUGCAAGUUGAGUCAGUCAUUUCAACCCUGCUGACAGCAGUGAAGUAAUUUCGGUACAGUGGAUCUUUUUUAUUCCACGAGAGGAAAUGUCAAACAGUUAAUUCCUUAAAGUGAAGAUGAGGAUCGGUAUAUACAGUUGCUGUUCACUUAGUUUCUAGACCGAAGUGUCGGUUUCCCAUUGGGUUCGUCUGUUAUACUUCCAGUUUAUUUCUAAAAGGACAGGUACAACCCUUAGAAUGUUAGAAAUACCAGAGGAUUAUCUGUGACUAUGCCUUCUCUCUUCCAGCUUACACCUUUCAUUUAAGUCCUUUAGUCUUGACGUUAGUAAUGCCAGGUGAAGCUGAUAUCCACACUGAACGCUUGUUAUUCCCCGAUUCCUUUGCCUACCAAAGAGUUACAAAAGUCAGCCAUCUUACUCCUAGAGAUGUAGUUAGUCCUCAGCAAAACUUACCACAUUUCCCUUUCGUGCCCUCUGUCCAUUUCUUGUCACUAUUUCCAACAAUAGGUGGAUAAUAAAAACCACAUGGAGAAAUGAGAUGGUCAAGUAAUAUUUACAAAGAUGAGACCCUAUGUCCCAAAUGGAUACUAAUCUUCACAAUUGGCCACUUCAAAGAUUUUCUGUGAAUUCAGGUUAUAAUGCUUAUUUGCAGUUUUUAAUGUACAGUGACAAACAAAACUGGGAUUGAAUUUCCACCGUAAAAAGAAAAAAAAAAAUUUUAAGUGUAAUAGAUUAAAAUGCAUUUAACAUACUAGUUUACAGAAGUAAGGCUGGGUAAAUAAAUCUAGAGUAACUUUAAAUAGAAGGCUAUUGUUUUUAUACCAUGUCAUAGCUAGCUUACUCUGAAGACAGCUUGGUUGAAUAAUAAAAUACAUUGUUACUAACUUGGUUUCUGUGUACUUUGCAAAAAUGUUUUUAAUUUGGUUCAGAAAUCUCAAAAAUACCCUAUUAAAUGCUAACCCAAAAAGUACCUGUAUGUGUAUAUAUAGUAAAUAAAGAGGAAAGGUCAGUGCUGUGUGCCCACCCAGAAUGGCGGGUGUCUAGCCAGUCUUCUGCCGUCCUUGCCAAAUGCCAGAAGGCUAUUACAAUGAUCUCUUACGGUUUAACAUCCAAUGCGCUCCAUAACUCAAAAGAGUAACGUCAAGGACCAUUCCUUCAAACAGCUAAAGUUUGUGAGUCUAUAAUUUCACCGGUCUGUCUCACUGUGGCUGAGACCCUCCACUACUCAGAUCUACUGGUGCAGCCAUUUCUAAAUGUCAAACUUGACUCUGCAUUUAUUGUCACAAAGGAGCAGGUUGCUAUUAUUUGUAAGCCUUGCAAUGACUUUUUUCUUCACUUCUGUUUUAUUCUUCAAAUAAAAGCAAUACCCCCAAGAUACAAAGUGAACUUUAAUUAAACGUUGAGAAAGCUCUCUUUAAAAAAAAAGUUUGUUAACUCUGUAUUCUGGGCCAAACAGUGACAAAUAUUUUUUUUUGUUCUGAUAAUCAGAUAGGUGUGUUGAUGCAUUUUAAUUUAAACAUAGAAAAGAUUUUCUUUUGUAACGACAAGAAUGUAUAAUUCUAACUUUCCUACAACUAAAGAGCACAAUUGGUAUUCCAAAGGUGUCAGUGCUUAAAAGUUACAAUUAAUUUUAAAUGCACUAAAGUUUUUUAAGCAAAUCUACCUUAGAAACUUCUUUGUAUUGUAUUUUUCAAAAAGAUUUGGGAUUUUAUUUAAAUAUUCUGUGAAUUAAAAUCUGUAUUUGGAAAGAUGUUAGUAUCUUCCAUUAAGUAUUGAAUAUGUUUCUCCCAUUUUAUUUUUUAGUCAAAUAUUUUAUAGAAAUGAGUUAUUGGGGAAAGUAUAACAUGCACUAUUUCUAGUUCUUUGCUGUUAACAGGCAAUGUUCUGAAACUAAAUUAUUUUUGUUCAGUGAACAUAAGUUUAGAUUUUUAAAGUUGGUAGAUAAUUUAUCUCCACUAAUAUUUUUUUAAGAAACUGUGAAGAAAUUAACAGGGAAGUUUUUUUAUUUCAGAUUUUACUAAUGUAAGUGUAGCUACAACUUCUUGAAAUUCAAGUAAAGGCCAGACUUUUACUUUGAAAAAAAAUUCCAUUGGAUAUUUUCCAGUGCUAUUUCAUUUUAGAAAUAAGUGUUUGCCAUUCAUCUGCAGAAUCGUUUGACAAAGGGAAUAUUACUUUAAAAAAUUGUUCAGAGAUAAAUCUCUUAAGUUCUACAAAAAUAUUUAUCAAAUGGGUGUAUUAUAACAAAAAAUUCCCUGCUAAGGACUUUUUCAUUAAGUAAUCUUAGAGGGUAUAAUUUCUAAAACUUGUUUUUGUUUAUAUGUACUUGGAUGUAAAGAACAUAUUUUGUAUGCAAAACAUAAAGUGAGUGGGGUUGCAAAACACAUUAUAUUGUCUAGGAAUUCCAGAAUGCAGUCUAAAGCUGAAGUCACUGGUAGUUCUUACUUAUAAAUGAAGCUUUGCUUUUGUAAUAUAUGAAUAAAAAAAAAAUAACACUUUCUAAUGA
Molecule: messenger RNA, 4673 nt
Organism: Erinaceus europaeus (western European hedgehog)
Lineage: Eukaryota; Metazoa; Chordata; Mammalia; Eulipotyphla; Erinaceidae
Gene: IKZF5
Product: IKAROS family zinc finger 5
Exons: 5
Coding region: 405-1664 (419 amino acids)
Biological process (GO): regulation of transcription by RNA polymerase II
Molecular function (GO): RNA polymerase II cis-regulatory region sequence-specific DNA binding; DNA-binding transcription factor activity
Source: RefSeq, a predicted model, not a curated record